GCUUGCUUGCCAGGGCCGCUGCAAUGACCAAAAUUAAGGCAGAGCCAGACUGGCAGCAGGCUCCGGAGGAGGCGUGUUGCGGGGAGCGCACUUACCAAGAGCUGCUGGUGAAUCUUAACCCCAUCGCGCAACCCCUGGCUUCUCGUCGCCUCACGGGGAAGCUCUACAAAUGCAUCAAGAUAGCCGUGAAGCAGAAGCAGAUUCGGCGCGGGGUGAAGGAGGUUCAGAAGUUUGCCAACAAAGGCGAGAAAGGGAUCAUGGUUUGGGCAGGAGACACAUUGCACAUUGACGUAUACUGCCAUCUCCCAGUCAUGUGUGAGGACCGAAAUUUGCCCUGUAUCUACAUCCCCUCCAAGACGGACCUGGGUGCAGCUGCGGGCUCCAAGUGCCCCACCUGCGUGAUAAUGGUCAUGCCCCACGAGAAAUACCAGGAGGCCUAAGAUGAGUGCCUGGAGGAGGUGCAGGCUCUGCCCUCCUCCCCCACUCACCGUGAGGGACUUAGGCAGCACCCUGGGAACCUGCUCCGGAAGCUGCCGGGCUGGUGGGAGGCUGACUGGCUGCCCUCCUGUUGGCCACACUGGCAGCAUCUCCCUGGCUCCCCAAGGCACGUCUUCUUCCCAGGCAGCUCC
Nycticebus coucang (slow loris) is the source of this 629-nucleotide messenger RNA. Its product is annotated as H/ACA ribonucleoprotein complex subunit 2-like. The record is from RefSeq and is a predicted model, not a curated record. NCBI's taxonomy places the organism in Eukaryota, Metazoa, Chordata, Mammalia, Primates, Lorisidae. Gene Ontology annotation, biological process: snRNA pseudouridine synthesis; rRNA pseudouridine synthesis. Gene Ontology annotation, cellular component: nucleolus; box H/ACA snoRNP complex. Gene Ontology annotation, molecular function: box H/ACA snoRNA binding. The coding region runs from base 24 to 440 and encodes 138 amino acids. The transcript has a single exon.